Messenger RNA from Racocetra persica, 291 nucleotides. The record is from the annotation of a GenBank genome assembly. NCBI's taxonomy places the organism in Eukaryota, Fungi, Glomeromycota, Glomeromycetes, Diversisporales, Gigasporaceae.
GAUUUAUGGCACCUAUCGGUCUUUUGGGUUAUAGUGCUACGCUUUUAAACAAUGCAUCUAUAUUAUAUAUCGGAGGUAGAUUACAUCCAGGAUCCUUUGUUGAUAUUUCCUACCUUUUAAUGGAUAAGACUACAUCUGGGAACAUUCCUUACUCACGUAGUGACCACGGAUCAGUCUUUAUACCUCAGUAUAAUCAGAUUUUAAUAUUUUAUGGAUAUCCUGAUUCUUCAUUUAUUGCACUUGAUACCUUGAAAUUCGUAUGGUCAUCUCCUACAAUUUCAUAUAACGGUG